AUGGAGAAGAAGAGAGGACAUGUAUUGGCAGUGCCAUAUCCAACACAAGGACACAUCACACCAAUCCGUCAAUUCUGCAAACGUCUUCAAUCCAAAGGUCUCGAAACCACUCUCGCCCUCACAACUUUCAUCUUCAACUCCAUCAAACCUGACCCGUCUGGUCCAAUCUCCAUAGCCACUUUCUCAGACGGCUACGACCAAGGCCGCUUCAACUCAGCUGAUCCCAUCCACGUCUACCUCCAAAAAUUCAAAAUCUUCGGAUCCAAAACCAUUGCCGACAUCAUCCGCAAGCAUCAGACUACUGAUAACCCCAUCACUUGUCCGUCUACGAUGCUUUCUUGCCUUGGGCACUCGACGUUGCCAGAGAGUUUGAUUUAG
Molecule: messenger RNA, 378 nt
Organism: Microthlaspi erraticum
Lineage: Eukaryota; Viridiplantae; Streptophyta; Magnoliopsida; Brassicales; Brassicaceae
Source: the annotation of a GenBank genome assembly